Messenger RNA from Dicentrarchus labrax (European seabass), 2910 nucleotides. Its product is annotated as golgin subfamily A member 6-like protein 22. The record is from RefSeq and is a predicted model, not a curated record. NCBI's taxonomy places the organism in Eukaryota, Metazoa, Chordata, Actinopteri, Moronidae. Bases 1 to 2184 code for a protein of 727 amino acids. The transcript is spliced from 3 exons. Gene Ontology annotation, molecular function: actin binding.
AUGGCGAGCUGGUGGACGACUGCAGACAUGCUGGACAGUCUGGACCUCGAGGAAAAUUCAGUAAUAUCUCGGGUUAUUCGAGCAGUCGGGCUGUUUGGAGAUAUUCUGUCUUUGGAGGACACUAUUGAGCCGGUUCUGUGUGAAGUCAAAAGAGAGGACAACGCUGAAGGGACGGCUUCAGGUGACAAGAGAAGUGUUCAAGAAGCAGAAACAGUGGAGGAAGACAAAGAUGAGCAGGUGGGAAAGGAGGGAGGAAAUCAUCAAGACUGUAAACAUAACAAUGAGAGCAAAGAGGGAGAGGAAGAAGAACAGGAGCAAGAGGGUGAGGAGUUGCAACAAGGAGGAGAAGAAUCUCAGGAAGACGGCACCAGUGAUGGAAACACUGAAGAGGAAAGGACAAGAAAGGUAGAGGAGGAGAUGGAAGGAGAGAAUGAAGGAAAGGCAAACACAGAGGAGGAAGUGGGGGAGGGUGCACAGGAAGAAAGAACGAUUGAAAAAGAGGAAGAGAUAGAAGGAAGAGAGGAAGAGCCGGCGCUAGAAAAGGAUGUAGAAGAAGAGCAAGAAGAGGCAAAGACAGAAGAAGAAGAGGUAGAGGAAGAGGAUGAAGCAAAGACUGAAGAAAGAAGGCAGGCAGAUGAAGAUGUAGGCGGUUUAAAGGAGAGUGUGGAGGAGGUUAUGAACAAUCUUGGAUGGAGAGAGAAUGUAGAAGGAGAGUGGGAGAAAGUGACAGAAAGACAGGAUGAAAGAGAGGUGGAGAAUAAAGAACAAACAAACAAGGAAAUAGAACUUAUGAACGAAGGAACUGAGGAUGACGGAGAAGGGGAAGAAAAGGAGGAAGAAGAGGAAGAUAAAGAAAGAAAAGAACAAGACUUGGUGACAGUGGAAGAAGAGGUAGAAAAAAAGCAGGUAGCGGAGGAAGGAAAGAAGACCCAUGACGAAGAAGAGGUCAAAGAAAGAAAAGAACGUAGGGAGAUGAAAGAAGAAGAGAAGGAGAGCCAUCAUGAAGAAGAGGUUGAAGAAAGAGAAGAACAGAUGGAAGCAGAGGAAAAAAACAAAAAGGAGGAGGAGGUAGGACAGGAUGACAGAGUAGAAAAAAAAGAGGAGGGAGAAGAGGCAGGCGAAGACAGAAAAAAACAAGACAGGGAGAGAGCGAUAGAAGGACAAGAUAGUCACAUUGGAAGAGGAGAAAAGGAGGUAGAGAAAGAAGAACAAGAACAGCAGAUGGAUGUAAAAGAAGAAAAGAUGGAGGAAAGACAAGAAAAGGAGGUAGAGAAAGAACGACAACACGUUAAUGAAAAAGAAGAAAAUAUUGAGGAAAAAGAGGAAAAGGAGGUGGAGAUAGAACAAGAAGAACAGGUGGAUGGAAAAGAAGAAGGAAUAGAGGUAGACAAAGAAAGAAAAGAACGUGACGGGGAGAAAGCGAUAGAAAGACAAGAAAGUCACAUUGGAAGAGGUGAAAAGGAGGUAGAGAACGAAGAACAAGAACACCAGAUUGGAAAAGAAGAACAGAAGGAGGAGAGACAAGAAAAGGAGGUAGAGAAAAACGAACAACAACAACAACAUGUUAAUGGAAAACAAGAAAUGCUGAGUCAUGACUCUGCAGAAACAGGAAAUGAAGCUCUCCUCGCAGACGGAGAGAAACACUCCGGCGCUGCCAAAACCCCUAAUGGGGACAUUUAUCCCACAUCACCGAGUGAGGACAACGAGAUGGAGACAGACACAAAUCUACCGUCUGUCCAGGCUCCUCUGAGUCUGACAGAUCCCACAGAGGUGGGAACACGGAGUCUGGAGGAACACGAGCAAUUUGAAACAUCAUUUCCUGCUCCAGGUGAAACAGCAGAAGACAUUACACCUGAACUGCAGACAGAUCCACAGAAGAAAGCGUCGUUGAUGGACGCUGCCGCUCAGUCGUCCUUAGGGGCCGGACCAGGAAGUAAAGAGUCCGGUCCGACCCAAAACUCACCCAGCUCCGAAAACCCUGAAAUGAAAGUGAGGGAGGAUGAAGGAGACAAAGAGGAAGGAGGUCAAAACUCUGACAAGAUAAACGGCGAGGCGGACGCAGCGGACAACAAGAAGAAUGGAAGCCGUCAAUCGUCAAAGUACAAAACUGUGUCCUACAGGAAGAUCCGGAGAGGAAACACCAGGCAGAGGAUUGAUGAGUUUGAGUCCAUUAUAAACUCGUGAACAAACCCUAAAUAUUGACAGAGGAUUUGAUUCGAUCGGCUGAGUAGCUCUUUGGGAGUCUGUGCUUGCAGAUGGUAACAUAUAGAGAAAAGUAGUGGACCCAGGACGGAGCCCUGUGGUACGCCAUAUUAAAUGUCCCAAAAGUGAUUGCUAGGACUGAAGCUAGGCUAGGGUUGCCUGACAUCCUUACUCAUAUUUCCCAUUUUGUGCACAAAAAAAAAGCAGUAAAUAAAUAAAGUUUAUUAUUUAAGUGUAAAGCACAAAGGAUUUGAGGUCUCACUUCACAGUUAUGUAUGUUAUCAAAGUGUCCUCAGGAGUUUAACUCUGCUGAUGAACUCAGAUUUGUGUCGUGGUGUUGCCCCACUGAAAUUUAAAAGUGAUCAAUUUUAUACUUUAUUUAAAAUGUAAUGAUUAUUUUUUCACUGGUGGUAUUUUCAUUAAGAGAUACAUUGAACCAGACCCAUGUGAUUAUACAUAGUUUGUUAGGAGUCUGUAUAUGUAGAAAAAUCAUAACUGAGAUGAAUAAUAAUUUAAAUAACAAUACAAUCAUUAUAACUGAAUGUAAGUCCUAGAAAAUAGACACGGUGAUACUCUUAACAAUAUCGUUUUGUUGUUUUUGUUGACUGAUAUAUGUUCUAGGUAAUAUAACAGUCUGAUAAUCACCAUUGUAUUAUAUUGAUUAUUGAAUUUAAUUAUAUUAAACAAGCUUACGCUGCCUCAUACAGA